AUGCCCUGCUUCGAGAAGCUGAUUGGCUGCUCAGUCCCCGCCCCGGCCAUAUGGCCCCGGUGCUCGGGUUAUCCGUCAUGUGUGCCACCGGCCGCCCGCAGAGAGGCCCACGCGCACACACACACACACAUCAUGGCGGCCCGGACCAGCGCGUGCUACCGGUGGCUCACCGGACGCAGCACACCGGUCACUUACCGGAGAGUCCUCCCGCGGUGCGGGACCGGGAGCGGUCAGCGGACAUAUUCCGGCGCCACACACCAGGAAAACGAACUCGGACUCGGAGACUCCGCUUUCGCCGCUCCCGACUUCGCAGCAUCUCUGAAAAGCAGACCGAGACAGGGGAGGCUGAGGGCCGACGGCGUCCUUCCGUUUUCGGCGUUUCUGACCGACGGCUUCGGCCGAAAGCACAGCUACCUGCGCAUGUCGCUCACCGAGAAGUGCAACCUGCGCUGCCAGUACUGCAUGCCGGAGGAGGGGGUGAAGCUCACGCCCCGGGGGCAGCUGCUGUCCACCUCAGAGGUGCUGACCCUGGCUCGCCUCUUCGUCCGAGAGGGGGUGGACAAAAUCCGCCUCACCGGGGGGGAGCCCCUCAUCAGACCUGACGUGCUGGACAUCAUCAGAUUAGAGUUCAGGGGGCAGAAGCCCUCAGUCAGUCUCCAUCUCUGUGCCUCACCAUCUCCCUCCUGCCCCCCCCCAGCUGAACUGCGGAAGUUGGAGGGCCUGAAAACGAUCGCGGCGACCACCAACGGCAUGAACCUGGCCAAGCUUUUGCCCCAGCUGAGGGAGGCCGGCCUGGACCUGAUCAACAUCAGCCUGGACUCGCUGGUCCCGGCCAAAUUCGAGUUCAUCGUCCGGCGGAAAGGUACCGGAAACCGGACCCAGGAACUGCUGGCCGGUCCCUGCAAGUUCCAGAGAGCGGCCCUAAGCCCCGACAGGCAGGGUGGAGCUCUGGGUGGUUUCCACAAAGUCAUGGAGGGCAUCGACAAGGCGGUGGAAAUAGGCUAUAAUCCCGUCAAGAUCAAUUGCGUUGUCAUGCGAGGCCUGAAUGAGGACGAGCUGCUGGACUUCGUGGCUCUGACGGAGACCAGGCCUCUGGACGUGCGCUUCAUCGAGUACAUGCCUUUUGACGGCAACAAGUGGAAUUUUAAGAAGAUGGUGAGCUACCAGGAGAUGCUGGACCGGAUCAGGCAGCAGUGGCCGGACCUUCAGAUGCUGGAAGCCGCACACGCAGACACGGCCAAGGCGUUUAAAGUGCCAGGAUUCAAAGGCCAGCUGGGCUUCAUCACCUCCAUGUCCGAGCACUUCUGCGGCUCCUGCAACCGUUUGCGCAUCACCGCCGAUGGAAACCUGAAGGUCUGUCUGUUCGGGAACUCGGAGGUCUCCCUCAGAGACGUUCUGCGCUCCGGGGCGUCUGACGAGGAGCUGCUUCAGGUUAUCGGAGCUGCUGUGGGCAGAAAGAAGAAACAACACGCAGGCACGCCUCAGGAUCCACUCAGACCGCUGCGUAUGUUCAGUAUCUCUCAGAUGAAGAACAGGCCUAUGAUCCUGAUUGGCAGCGGGAGAGGCCCCAUUGGACGGGACUCUCGGUGCCUCCCGGACCACAAUUCCCAUCAGGCAGCUGCUGCUUGCUGCCGUAGAGCUUCGAGGAACUGUGGCUCUCAAAUCAAGACGCAUAUUAACACCACAACCCGCACAGACGAAGCCCCCCCCCGCUCCCCGGAGUUCGGUCUUCCUCCAUUCACCCUUUUUGGCCGCACGGCCGCAGACUUUGAGACGCACACGAGCGAUACGAGCCUCAGGUACGCACAGACCAGGGGUCCUAUUGGUCCCAGGGGCGCCCCCCCGGCCCCCCCCCCCGUCCGCACGCUACUAACGAAGAACACAACGAACGUCGCGCACCUCAGCGUCAGACCGGCGCACAGCGGGAGCCACGACGGGGACGCCGAGGCCCGGCUGACGCACACGGACGCGGAGGGGCGGGCCUCCAUGGUGGACGUGGGGGGGAAGGCCCCCACGGCCCGCGCCGCCACGGCAACCGCCACGGUCCUCCUGGGCGCCGCCGCCUUCCGCCUGCUGCGGGACAACCGGCUGGCCAAGGGCGACGCCCUGGCGGCGGCGCGGCUGGCCGGCGUCAUGGCCGCCAAGCAGACGGCGGCCCUCAUCCCGCUCUGCCACCCGCUGCCCCUGGACCACGCCGCCGUGGGCUUCCGGCUGGACGCCGCCGCCCACGCCGCCGUGGUCACGGCCACCUGCCGCACCACGGGCCGCACGGGCGUGGAGAUGGAGGCGCUGACCGCCGCCUCGGUGGCGGCGCUCACCAUCUACGACAUGUGCAAGGCGGUGAGCCACGACAUCGUCAUCACAGACCUGAAGCUGCUCAGCAAGACGGGCGGGAAGAAGGACUUCCACCGCCACCCCCCCCCCACCCGGCAGAACUGA
Menidia menidia (Atlantic silverside) is the source of this 2439-nucleotide messenger RNA. The record is from the annotation of a GenBank genome assembly. Lineage: Eukaryota; Metazoa; Chordata; Actinopteri; Atheriniformes; Atherinopsidae.